This is a messenger RNA of Larimichthys crocea (large yellow croaker), 5993 nucleotides long. It is a transcript of the gene thsd4, whose product is annotated as thrombospondin type 1 domain containing 4. The transcript has 18 exons. Gene Ontology annotation, cellular component: extracellular matrix. Lineage: Eukaryota; Metazoa; Chordata; Actinopteri; Sciaenidae. Bases 1197 to 4136 code for a protein of 979 amino acids. Gene Ontology annotation, molecular function: metalloendopeptidase activity. The record is from RefSeq and is a predicted model, not a curated record. Gene Ontology annotation, biological process: extracellular matrix organization; proteolysis.
UUGCACAAGUCAUGGCUAAAUAUGGAUGCUUCCCCUUAAUUAAUACAUGGCCAUGAUGGUUCCCUGUAGUUGGCUAUAAACCCUUUUAUGGAAUGCUGCAAAUUUCAUCCUUUCAUCUGAGGAAACAAUACAGCUGUUCUGAGCUGAACACAAAAAAAAAAAAAAAAAAGUUUGAUGUCUGUCCAACAGAAUCUUGGUCCUGUUUUGGAUCACUGACUAAAGUGUUCAGCCGCUUGUUCCAUCAGCAAAUAGAAGCAUCAACUGAAGUGUUGAUGGGAUCCCACAGGGGUAAACUGGAAUAUAUUUGUUUAUGCAAUUAGAAAAAACUGAGCCUCUUAUAACAUACCAUAGAGUUUACUACAAAUGUUGCUUGUUAACAGUGUUUAAGAGUGUGGUGAAAGGUAACACCAUGCAAAGUUAAUAAUCUGUUUUUCCUGGUAAUAAUAAAGAGAAAAUCUGUUUUCUGGAGUCUUAAACCAUUACAGAGCAUCCAAAUAGGUAAACAAGGUGACACUGGAUGCAAUUAACUGAUGACUCAUACGAGUUGCCAUGUGCAGCUUUGAGCUUUGGCUUCAAUUCAGUUGUUAAACGAGAUCAUUUACCUGCCUGUGGCUCCAAUAUGGACAUUUCAGUGUGAGAGAAAUGAGUGGCAGAGAGACACUGAGGCAUACCUCUCUCUCUCUCUCUCUCUCUCUCUCUCUUUCUUCCUCACACGAACACAUCCGAGCGCGCCACUCAUGGAGUUGAAAUAGGAGUAGACACACACCUACAUAUUUACAUGAGACACACACACACACACAUAUGAGAGAGUGGUUGUUGCGGCAGAGGGCGCAGCAGAGGUUGUUUCUGUCCGCCGUGUAGGUUUCCAGCUUUCUGUCAUUCAGCCUUUAGUGCGUAAAAGCAGAACGGCCGGAAUCACCAUGAUGACCAAUGUCCGGAGUUUCUACUGCGACAGGAUCUGAUUCACAACUGCGGGUGCGGAUUUACUGACUUAAAUGGCUUAGCACAAAGUCUCUGGAGGGAAGCCCUGCGGUUCCACCUGGAUUAAUGUUUCGACCAUGAGGAUACCUGCGCUUGGAAAUGAAUCUGUGAACGCAGAGUAGGAUACGCUGGUUAGAAAGUAUAGUGAAGUAGCAAAUACUUCACCAUACGCGCAUCAGUAACCCACAGUGUCCCACUUUAAGAAUCCAGCAACUAUGCAGGGAGUCUGUGUCUGGAUUUUAAGAGUUUCUGCCCUCCUGCUGCUGCUUUGGUCGGACCCCCUGGACUGCCAACACACAACAGACCACAGGAAGGUUACUCAGCGGGCAGAGUCGCAACAGGAGUUCAGAGCAGAGCCACAACAGGAGUUCAGUGUAGAGCAUGGAGAAAUUCAGGGCUCCUGGGGCACCUGGGGGGCCUGGUCAACCUGCUCCCGGACCUGUGGAAAUGGGGUACAAGAGCAGAGCAGGCCCUGCCUGCCUAUUUACACUCCAUCCCAAUACCCCUCCAGAAGAGUUGGAGUUCACCCCCAGCAACCAGGCCAUGUCAUAUCAGCCCUGCAGCCAACAGUUCCUCUGCACCGCGACACGGUGAGGUCGUCCAACAGCAGCAGUCGUGGAGUGCUGAGGGAGGAGAAGCAGACCCGGCCUGGCGGACACAGGAGGGUCACUCACAUCGUCCCAGGGAGGUAUGGGUAUGGGAGAGCGCCUUACGUUGCACCAUUGCAGAUGGAUACAGGACAGGGCUCUGGGAUGGCUCACCCCCGCAGACAGAGACGCUCUGCUGCUGCUGAUGCCCACCACCCCACCGUUAGAGGCCACGGUGGCCACAGGUCAAACAACCUUGACCCCCCAAACAACCACCAUCGCUACAGCAGACCCUACAUGCAGUCCAGGGCACAGCAGCCUCAAAAUAACCAAGUCUGGGCACCCCUUUACCAGCCUGGUUCAGCCAACCAGGUCCAGCAGGGAGUGCAAACAGGCAGUCAGACGUAUGGACCCCAGCAGCAUCAAGAGCGACCCUACAACCCCCUGCCUACUUCUUCUUGCACAGGCGAGCAUGCUCGCUACAGGAUCUGCAACAUUAAUGCCUGUCCUCCACCCAGCAAACACAUCAGGGCUGUUCAGUGUUCUUCAUACAACAACCAACCUUUCAUGGGCAGACUUUACGAGUGGGAACCUUUCAAUGAGGCUCCUGCAGAGCAGCACUGCGAACUCAACUGCCGUGCCAAAGGGUUCAGGUUCUACGUGCGGCAAUCGGACAGGGUGAUCGAUGGGACGCCGUGUGGGCAGAAUGAGACUUUUCUCUGCGUGGCAGGAAUGUGUACGAGUUUAGGCUGCGAUGACUAUCUUGGAUCAGGAAAGGUGAUGGACAAGUGUGGUGUGUGUGGAGGCGACAACACAACCUGCAGGCUGGUCUCCGGAGUGUUUAAACACAGUUUAACCAAGAUUGGCUACCACAAGAUAUUGGAGAUCCCGGAGGGAGCCACCAAGAUCAACGUCACAGAAAUGGUGAAGAGCAGAAACUAUCUAGCUCUCCGAAGCCGAUCAGGCCGAUCCAUCAUUAAUGGAAACUGGGCCAUUGACCGACCAGGGAAGUACGAGGGAGGAGGGACCAUGUUCACCUACCGGCGACCCAAUGAAAUCAGGAGCACAGCAGGGGAGUCCUUUCUCGCUGAAGGGCCCACCAAUGAGGUCCUGGAUGUUUAUAUGAUCUUCCAGCAGCCAAAUCCUGGUGUUCACUAUGAGUACAUUGUGCCCUUUGAAAAUCCAGUCAGCCCUCAGCAACCAAACCACGGAACAGAAGGGAACACUGUGAAUGGGCAGGGUGGAUACGACCAUCACAGCAACAAUCACCAGGAAAACUUCAAUCCAGCAGGUGCGGGGAGGGACCCUCCUCGUCUCCCUGACAAUCAGGUGCCUGUCGUCCAGCCACCCAGACGCGUGAGAGAGUACAACUGGAAACUGGCUGGCGCUACAGAGUGCAGCGCUUCCUGUGGUAAAGGAUUCAGAUACUCCAUCUUUCACUGUGUCUCCCGGCUGAAUCAUGUCCAAGUAUCAGAUGCUUUGUGUGAUAGCAGCAGCAGACCAACUCCACAGGAAGAAGCCUGCAACCUGCAGCCAUGCCCAGCCUUCUGGGAUAUUGGAGAGUGGUCCGAAUGCAGCAAGACAUGCGGCCUGGGCAUGCAGCACCGGCAGGUCCUGUGUCGCCAGAUUUACGCCAACCGCACCCUCAACGUCCACACAAGCCGCUGUCGAGACCUUGAGCGGCCCGAAAUUGCCAGUACCUGCCAGCUGAAGAUCUGCAGUGAGUGGCAGAUCCGCUCUGAGUGGACCUCUUGCUCGGUGCCAUGUGGGCUGGGUCAGAAGUCACGAGAGGUACGCUGUGUCAGCAACGUGGGCGACUUUGUUCCUGAUGAGGAGUGCAACAUGAAUCUGCGGCCCAUCGAUGUAGAGAACUGUGACAUGGGAGCCUGUGCCAAGAGCUGGUUCUACACCGAGUGGGGAAAUAGGUGCUCAGCUGAAUGUGGGAUGGGUGUACGAACUCGGGGAGUCCUCUGCUUGACCAACCACAUCAGCAGCCUUCCUCUGGAGGGCUGUGGCAGCGAGCGGCCUGCAGACUCUCAGGUCUGCAACAACGGCCCAUGUGAGAAUCGCAUCGAGUGGUUCACAGGCCCCUGGAGCCAGUGCUCUGCAGAGUGUGGCCCAGGCAGCCAGCAGAGGUCAGUGGUGUGUCUGGUAAAGUCAGAUGAAGGAUUCACGGUCAUGCCGCCGUAUGAAUGCUCCUCUCUGGAUCGGCCACUUAGCCAGCAGAGCUGCAACCUCAAAGCCUGUGGAGCAAAGUGGUACCACACUGACUGGAGUGCUUGUUCAAAAACAUGUGAGGGAGGUUUCCGUGUGCGUGAGGUGCGCUGCCUGUCUGACGACAUGAUGUCCAGCGAGGGCUGUGAUGAGCAGCUGAAACCUGCAGACAAAGAGGACUGCAACCCAGAGCCCUGCAUACCUCACAUAGAUGAGAACUGCAGAGAUAAAUACUUUAACUGCAACGUGGUGGUCCAGGCUCGCCUGUGCGUGUAUGAUUACUACAAGACAACAUGCUGUGCUUCAUGUUCACGAGUGACCCACAGACAGUCGAUUCAUCGGGGCCGCAGCUAGCAGUCUCUACCACGGUCCCUCAGCUCCAUGUUGGGCCAGACUCAAUGCACGCUGCUUGCACUCUGUUCCUGGGCCAGCCAGGGGAGUGAACCGGCCUGACCCUGGCUUAAAACAGACAAUUGUUUUGAUUGCCAAGGACGGAAACUGAAGAAGGAACAUUUCUGUUGGCUCAUUUGGAGACAGCUGUUAGGAGAAAGGAAUACAUAAGAAUAGUGGAGGACAGGAAUCCACUCACUGGAUAAACAGAGCGUUGGCGGGGUGAGAGAGAGACCCGUAGCAAACCGAGGAACUGACAAAAAACUUAAUGGAUUUUAACCACAACAUUUUAUAUAAAGAAUCCAUCCUAUUUUUUGUUUUAAGGGGAGCAGUUUUUACCAGUAAUGGUUAUUGUGGAUUACAUGAUAAGCAGAGGAGAGCACCUGUAAACUGUAAAGAUGGACUUCAUAUAGAAAGUAUAUGUUCUAAUAUGGUUCUCUACACUACAAUGUUCAGAUUUAUGACAUGAUGUCAUAUGAAGUCAAUGCUGUCUCACCUAUAAUCAACUAUUUAACACCCACUUUGUUGACCAAAGAUAUAUAACCUCACCCAACUGAAGACAAAUUAAAACGUUUCUUUUAAGAAAGAAAUACUGUGCAAACCCUCCAUAAUGCUGUAACCUUUACGCAGCAUGGAUUCAUACGAAAAAUGAUUUGUGGCACUAAUGAGAUUUCUCUGAUCACUUAAACAGUCACAAAUCUUUCUUGCCUACACAGCAAUGAGGUGUAAAUGCAGCCUAUGUAAUAUGUAUAUAUGUAUGUAUGACAGAGUGAAUGGUAAAAGUCUUUUUCUAAUAGUUCUCAGACAGUCCUCCCAGCAACUGAAGAGAAAAAAAGUCCUCUUUAUUUAUUUGUGUGGCUCCCGGGGGAGGACACUGGUUUAUCGGCCGCCGGUGGCCCCUUUUUGGCUGUGGGGAUAAAACCGUUGCUGUCUCUCCACCAGUCACAGCCUCUGAACUGAAAUGUAGGCAUUCCACAGCCUGCUGGAUGGUAGAAGCAGAUGGUCAAAAAACCCCAACGUAUUUUUGGAGAGGUGAAACAAACUGCAUAUAUACUGUAUAUAUUUUCUGUGGGAGAUGAUCAUUCCACAAUUCCUGGUAAAUCACCAAUCAUAAAUACAUUGAAUUAUCAAUAAAAUGUUAUUAAUAUUUGAUUGUAAAGAUAAAUCAUGACAGUAUUUUCCAACUAUUAAUAUGUUAUAAAUGAGGUUUACAUUAAUAGUAAGUCCUUGUUUAUGAAUCAGCCUUUUCUGCCAUAUCACACUUAAGUUUCAUACAAAACCUGCACACUGUACCUCUCAAGUGUUCAAUUGUUUUUGGAUAAUAUGUUAUUAGUUCCCUCCAUGCACGAUAAACUUACCUCUCAUCCAUAAGUACUGUAUAUGUAUCAAUGUUUAAGUUCAGGAUAACUCAAGUAUGCAAGUAAUUCAAUUUCUGCAGGCAAAUAAUCUUUCUGAAUGUGCCAACAUGAUGACGUGAUACUUGAUUUCCCCCCAAACAAUCAAGAGUUGAACUAAACUACCAGAAUACUUCAGUAUUCAACAUACGACUGCAACUAAUAAAACUGUAUUUGCCUUCUUUUACAUUUCUCGUGUUCAGCCUUUUAUUUUUUGAGUGUUUUUGAGACUUUCUGAAAUAAACAAAAUUACUAACUAUUUGAGCACUUUAAAGUAUGCUUUCCUUGUGUAAUUCCUCAGUAGAUUCAGUUUUACAUUAUCACAUUGAGGACAUGAUUUCUCUGAUUUAAGUCAUUCAUCCAUAGGACAAAGGCAGUAUCAUAAUUAAUAGAAUUACAGGAGAAGUACCACUAAUGACAGUGACAU